This is a messenger RNA of Colletotrichum navitas, 1560 nucleotides long. RefSeq names its product major facilitator superfamily transporter. Bases 1 to 1560 code for a protein of 519 amino acids. Gene Ontology annotation, molecular function: transmembrane transporter activity. The record is from RefSeq and is a predicted model, not a curated record. The transcript has 2 exons. Gene Ontology annotation, biological process: transmembrane transport. Lineage: Eukaryota; Fungi; Ascomycota; Sordariomycetes; Glomerellales; Glomerellaceae. Gene Ontology annotation, cellular component: plasma membrane.
AUGCAAGAGAAGACAAAGGCCAAUUUCCAACAUGCCGAGAUUCUGGUAUCAGAACCCCCGGCCGGCACAGAUGGCGCUCCCGGCAGCAGUGAUGUGUCGCUUAGCGAGCCAGACCUCAUGGCUGUGUACAGCAGGUUUGCGCCGACACAACGCAUUGUCAUCAUCGCCGUCGCGAGCACCAUCGGUCUGCUGAGCCCCCUGAGCUCGAAUCUGUACACCCCGGCCAUCCCGGCCGUCGCGAGGGACCUCAAUGUCUCGACUGACGCCAUUAACCUGACCAUCACCUCAUACCUCGUGCUCCAAGGUAUCAGUCCCACUCUCUGGAGCGCCAUCGGCGACAGCACCGGCCGCCGCCUGCUCUACCUCAUCGCCCUCACCAUCUACCUGGCCUCGUGUCUAGGCCUUGCCCUGUCCCGCAACUACCCUGCCGUCGUCGCCCUGAGGGCCGUCCAGGCCGUCGGUUCGGCCUCGACGACGGCCAUCGGCGCCAGCCUGAUAGGCGAUCUGAUCCACGUCAGCCGCCGCGGCAAGUAUAUGGGCAACUACAGCGCCUUGGGCGGAGCCGGCACCGCCUUUGGCCCCGUCAUCGGCGGCCUGUUCGCCCAGUACACUGGGUGGCGAGGCAUGUUCAUCUUCCUGGCGUCUCUGGCCGCGUUCCUCCUGCUGUUCACCGUCCUGCUACUCCCCGAGACGAAGCGCGGCAUCGUCGACGACGGGUCAAUACCCCCGCCGCGGUACCUUCGCGCGCCCCUGAAGUGGCUCGACGCGCCCAAGUCCGGCGACGGGGCGGCCGAUGCGAAGGCGGGCGCCAAUUUCCGUAUCGAUAUCGGUGCCCCAGUCCGUCUGCUCGUCGAGCCCGAGUGCCUGUGCAUCGUCACCUUCACGGGCAUCUGCUACACCGUGUGGCAGGUUACCAUGGUAGCGACCGCCACCCUCUACGCGGAACGGUACGGUCUGAACGAGAUGAGCAUCGGCCUCACUUAUAUCUCCAAUGGUGUCGGCUCCCUAUGUUGUAGCGUGCUCACGGGGAAGCUUCUGGACCGUGAGUACAAGCACCAACUCAAGAAGGAACAGGCGGUCCAGCGAGCGGCCGCCGACAACGCCGACGGCUCGCCCACCGUCAAAGAAGUACAGCAUAUCGAGCUCGCACGCAUCAAGCCCGUCAUCAUCCCAACUGUGGCCUACUUGGUGUCUGUUGUCGCCCUCGGCUGGAUCAUCGAGUUUCAUGUCCACAUCGCCGCCUCUAUCACCAUGGCCUUCUUCGUUGGAGGCCUAGACACCAUCAUUCUGGCCGCCUUCUCAACCCUCAUCGUCGACCUGUUCCGAAGUCAGAGCUUCAGCGCUGCAGCCUCGAUGAACCUGUCACGUUGUCUCUUGGCUUCGGGUGGAACCGCCGCCAUCGGUCCUCUAAUUCGCGCCGUCGGCGUUGGCUGGACAUUUACGCUCUGUUCCAUCGUCGCUCUGGCUUCAUGCUCCUUGGCAUUGUUGGAGCUGUGGCGGGGCCGACACUGGCGCGCGAAGCGUAUGCGGGCGGCUGCGCAGCGGGAGAAAGCGGCUUGA